GCCCUGCGCAUGCGCCACCCGGCCAGGGCCACGCAUGCGCUGUUCCGGGAGAGCGGCGGCGGGAAGUUCCAGAUUGAAUCCUAUUUUGCGAUGGUCCUCCAAUGAUAAAGAAUGAUGGAGAAAUGCCUGAUAUACCACCGUCAAUUCUACAGUGAGAUGUUGGCUGGAGAAAAGCCCAGUAAAAGCAGUCAUGAACUAGCAGUGUUCCUUUAUCCUGAUGUGUGUGAGAAAGACUCCAUCUUUUCCAUAGAAAUUAAGAAAAGUAACCAGGUAUAUAAUUUCCAUGGGGACUCAGUGUCUGUAGACAGUCAUGGCACGCUACUAGAUCACCAUUCAUCAACAACUGAAGGUCAGAAUGAAAUGUUGUUGCUUCAAAUGAACAUGAUUCACCUGCUGAGUUCCAAGCUGUAUUCUGAAAUACCAAGAGAAGAUGUCAGAGAAACGUAUUUGAAGACCAUAACAAUACUAUUAGAAGAUAUGGAAAUUAUACCUAAAUUGGCUCUCUUGUUUGGCUGCCAAGAUAAGUUGUUGUCUCACAUGGCAAUGAAAUGUAUUGCAUCUUUGAUUCUGGUUCAGAUUUUAUUUACGAAGCUGCCCAUUGAUAGUUGGAUGAACAGCUGCCUGGACAUUCUGUCCAAAGAGCCUGGAAGUCAGCAAUCAGCUCAUUGGGUCCAAACUGUUACAGUGAUAGUCAAAGACAUCUUGAAGGGGAAAUCUCAGGACAAGACAGGUACUUUACAGAAGCUGCUCAUCCCGAUGGAUACAGCACUCCAUAACCUGUAUCUCUUCACCUUUUCCUCAUGUCGUGGUGGCAGCCAAACAAGUGGAGAUUUUACACAACCUGAUGAUGAAAGUGUUGCCACAAUCAGCCAGCUUGCUGUUGUACAUUUGCUUGAAGUUAUGGUUGGGAUUCAAAACCAUCUGGAACUAAACCUGUCUUGCCUAAAGACAUUAUAUCUGCAUACCCCACUAGUACUUGAUUUUGUCACUUCCUCUGCUCAAUACUUCAUUAAGAAGAAGCUGAUUUUGCUGCUUAAAAUGUGUAUGCUUGGCCAGGCAAGUGAUGAUGCCUGCAAUCCCUGCCAUGCAAGUCCUCAGCAAGAUAGCCACUUACACGGUGACUUACUGGAGGUAUCUUUCACGUUGCUACAGGCUGUGAGUUUGGGGUGGUUAAAGCGGAUUCCUGUGAAUCCCAGGCCAUGUCUCUUUGGAGGCAGUGAGAUACUCGAUGUAGAAAAUAAUACUCCUGGUCCAGACAUGGUAAUGUUGAGGACUGUAAGCCUUAUAUUAAUCAAAGCCAUGGAGAUUAAUCUGAAGAAUACAAUGGACGCAGUGAAAGAUAAAGGCUGCCUGAAGAAUGAACUCCAAUCAUGUCUGUCUCAGCUGAUGCUGUUUCUGAAGAUGCAUCUCCAGGGCUGUGCACAGUUCCAGCAGCUGCCUCAUCCAUGUGCCUGGGUUUCUUUUGUCUUUGUGGAGCAGGAUGAUGAUCUAGUAGAGGUUGCCAGUGCACUACUAACCAUCUAUACACACUGCCGAGGAUUUUUGGAAACAGAUGCUCAGGAAAAUGCAGCAACCUCUCAAGAAGCCCAUGGACAAUGGUUCAAUCCACAUUGUAUCUUCCUGCUGUUGUUGAAGAGUUUAGCGUUUGAUCAUCAUGUCUUGCUGGAUUUUCUGAUUUCCUGUGAAACUUGUUUCCUGAAGUACUUGGUGAAAUAUUUGCGUCUACUCCGGAAGGACUGGCAAUCCUUCUGUUGCAUUUGUGCUCAGUUUGAUGCUUCCUCAGAACCAUUUUGUCCACCACAUGAUAAUGAAGUUUGCAAGAACCAUGUUUUCACUGCUAAGAUCGAGCGAGACAGUGAAACUCUUGACGAAGGUUCAAGAAACACAUUUGUGAGCCCUCAGAUACCAUGGCCUUCUCCACCCAAGGAAGAGCCUGGCUCCAGCUGUGAUCCUGACCUCGUGGUGAACAGUAAAAUGACCCAGUUACUGAGGCUGGUGGAUUAUAACACCUCGGACAACUCUGAUAGUGAUGACGGGGAGACCACCUGCUUGAAUAUUGGCAGUAAAGGUGAUGUUGAAAUGAGUAACACCGGAACAGCCGAUAAGAUAGUGCUGCAGAAGGCACAAACAAUGGGGAACAUCAAAAAUGUAAAUACAUAUAGUUGUGAAAAGAAUCCAGAAAUGGAAUUAUCCUUGGAAGGAAUGUUGAAGAAAUUCAUGGGGUGUUUGCGUGAGUUGAGGAAAACCAUUGGGCGAUUGCAAGGAAGGGGUCUGUUUCCAUACAAUGCAACGCCGCUGCUAAAACUGCUGUUGGAUAUUGAGACAUGCAACCAAUGCAAGCUCAGCAUUGCCAUCAAUGAAGGAAAUAUCACACAUGAUUCAGGCAACAGUCUUUAAUCCCUGCAAAAACUUGCCUUUUAUAUCACGAAACUGCACACUUGUCAAAAGGUUCUGUAAUAUUUGUACCAUAUUGCAUUGUGUUUGUGUUUUAUCUAGUUUUGGGAGCAAAUUAAUAAAUUCACCCUUUAUUAAAUUG
Molecule: messenger RNA, 2536 nt
Organism: Leucoraja erinaceus (little skate)
Lineage: Eukaryota; Metazoa; Chordata; Chondrichthyes; Rajiformes; Rajidae
Gene: lins1
Product: lines homolog 1
Exons: 7
Coding region: 112-2397 (761 amino acids)
Source: RefSeq, a predicted model, not a curated record